Messenger RNA from Sorex fumeus (smoky shrew), 477 nucleotides. It is a transcript of the gene ASCL4, whose product is annotated as achaete-scute family bHLH transcription factor 4. Gene Ontology annotation, biological process: developmental process; regulation of transcription by RNA polymerase II. The transcript has a single exon. Gene Ontology annotation, molecular function: DNA-binding transcription factor activity, RNA polymerase II-specific; protein dimerization activity; RNA polymerase II transcription regulatory region sequence-specific DNA binding. NCBI's taxonomy places the organism in Eukaryota, Metazoa, Chordata, Mammalia, Eulipotyphla, Soricidae. The record is from RefSeq and is a predicted model, not a curated record. Bases 1 to 477 code for a protein of 158 amino acids.
AUGGAGAGACGCAAACCCGGAGCGCUGCUGAGCUUGCCCUACCACCUCCGCCCCGCGGCGCUGGGGAUGCCCGGGGGAACGCUGUCGCGCCUGCCGCGGCGGGACCCCUGCAGGGGCUCCUCCUGGCGCCUGGACGCUGCGGCCGGGGCCGCCCCGCGGCGGCCUUACCUGCCGCUGCCGCUGGAGGGCGCCUUCGAGCCCGCCUUCCUCCGCAAGCGCAACGAGCGCGAGCGGCAGCGGGUGCGCUGCGUCAACGAGGGCUACGCGCGCCUGCGGGAGCACCUGCCCCGGGAGCUGGCGGAGCGGCGGCUCAGCAAGGUGGAGACGCUGCGCGCAGCCAUCGGCUACAUCAAGCACCUGCAGGAGCUGCUGGACGGCGCCGGCCCGCCGUGCCGGGCCGAGUGCAACAGCGACGGCGAGUCCAAGACCUCCUCUGCGCCUUCGCCCUGCAGCGAGGCCGAGGAGGGGGGCGUCUAG